Lactuca virosa is the source of this 876-nucleotide messenger RNA. The record is from the annotation of a GenBank genome assembly. NCBI's taxonomy places the organism in Eukaryota, Viridiplantae, Streptophyta, Magnoliopsida, Asterales, Asteraceae.
AUGAUCCCACCUGGUGCUGUUGUUAGGAGACAGUUUUAUACGAACGAUGUUGAUUCUUAUGAAGAAGAUUACUAUAGCGGCGAUGCGGAAUACAACGAUGAUGAUGAUGAUGUUGGGUAUGAGUUUUUGGAUAACACUUCUGAUGAUUCCGAUGAUGUAUCAGUUAGUCGGCAACAGAAGAAUUACACUAUCUUGAAGGAAGAUGACAUACACCAAUGCCAGGAGGAUGAUAUCACUAGAAUCUCUUCAGUUCUAUCAAUCUCAAGAGAUUCUGCAUGCAUGCUUUUGCACUGUUUUAACUGGAAUGUUCGCAAUGUUCAUGAAGCAUGGUUUGCCAAUGAAGAUGCAGUUCGUAAAGCUGUUGGCAUGUUGGGUAAUACCAAUAUCAAUCCACCAAAAGCUGGAGUGCUUCCUUGUAGGAUCUGCUUUGAAUCAUAUACAGUUGAUAGUGUUAGCACUGCUGCUUGUGGUCAUCCUUUCUGUAACACAUGUUGGGCAGCUUACAUUAGCACAUCUAUCAAUAAUGGUCCUGCAUAUUUGACUUUGAGAUGCCCAAUUCUGUCUUGUGGUGCUGUUGUUGGUGUGGACAUGGUCAAUAUGAAUUGGAUUCUAGCAAAUUCUAAGCCUUGUCCAAAAUGCAAGCGUCCAAUUGAGAAUAAUCAAGGUUGUAUGCACAUGACUUGCAACCCUCCAUGCAAAUACGAGUUUUUCCGGGUUUGCCUUGGUCAAUGGUCACAUCAUGGCGAGAGAACUGGUGACUUUUAUGCUUGUAACCGUUAUGAAUCUGCAAAGCAAGAAGGAGCUUAUGAUGAAUUUGAACGCAUAAGAGAAAUGGCAAAGAAUUCUUUAGAGAAGGUUCUGGAACCUCUUACUUAA